Molecule: messenger RNA, 1860 nt
Organism: Naegleria fowleri
Lineage: Eukaryota; Heterolobosea; Eutetramitea; Acrasida; Naegleriidae
Exons: 3
Coding region: 1-1860 (619 amino acids)
Biological process (GO): nucleoside transmembrane transport
Cellular component (GO): plasma membrane
Molecular function (GO): nucleoside transmembrane transporter activity
Source: RefSeq, a predicted model, not a curated record
AUGUCGAACAAGAAACAUGAUCUCGCCAUCAUCACUAGUACCACCACUAGGAUCACAGCUGUGGUGGACACAUCAAGGAAACACAGCACCGAGAAUGAUGAAGGUGGUGGUAGUGGUGGUGGUGGUAGUGAUCAUCGUCGACCUCACAAUGACAACGAUGAAAAUGAUCGGAAUUCUAUGAGUUCUGGAUCGGAAGAAUUGAUCACUUCCGACCCUCCUCAUGAUCAAAAUCAUUCCACCAUGUCCAUGAUGGACCACAAGAUUUCUUCGACACAACAAGAUUCAACAAUUCAAUUUCUAUCUUGUCCUUCCAAUCUUGAUAAUCCUUCACCACCACAAGAUAAAUAUCAUCUUGUCACAAUUAUUUUCUUCUUACAGGGAAUGGGUGAAUUAUUUCCAUGGAAUGCAAUGUUGUCUGCAGUCGAUUAUUUAUUGAAAUUAUAUCAUGCUCAAAGAAUUAUGCUUUGGAUGACCUCUGUUUAUUCUCUUUCCACAUUAAUUUCUUUAUUUGUUUUAAUCAAAUAUGGAACCUAUAUUCGAUAUUUAUUUAGAAUCUACAUUCCUUAUUUUAUACUCACUAUAUUGUUAAUCAUUGUACCAUUAUUAUAUGUUGUGAUUAAUCAUCGAGAAAUUGAAUUUUAUAUCAUUUUGGGAUUGGUUGUCUUGAUGGCAAUUUGUACUGGAAGUAUUCAAAGCUCUAUUUAUGGAUUAUCAAGUAAAUUACCUCAUCAUUAUAUGAAUACUGUUGUGUCAGGAAGUGCAUUUGCUGGAUUAUUUAUUACUUGUUUAAGAAUAUUGACAAAAAUCACUAUUGAGAGAGGAUACGAUGGAGAUGUUCCUAUUCGUAUUCUCUCCAUGUCGACCAUUAUUUAUUUUGCAUGUUGUGCAUGUUUGAAUGUGGUGUGUUUAAUUACUUUUUAUUUCUUGACAAAAACUCGAGUGGUGAAAUAUUACACAAAUGACAUGAAGAAUACUGGUGACAUGACCACUACGACAAAUGAUCCUGGUGAUUUUAAUAAUAUCAUUACUAAUAACAAUAAUAUUAAUAAUAUCCAUAUUAAUAUUAAUAGUAAUAACAAUAAUAAUAACAAUAGUAAUAUUGAAUUAAAUGCAACUACUGCACCAACUACUACGAUUUUCACACAAAAAAGUCAUCAUGAAAUAACUUCGAUUAAGAAUAUUGUGACUAAUAUUGGAAAGAAAAUAUGGAUUUAUGCAUUGAGUGUGUUUUUAGACUUUUUUGUAACACUUACUGUAUUCCCUGGUUUGAGUAGUAGUGUUGAAACUAUUUAUGUUGGAACAUCUAUGGAAACAUGGUUACCAGUGUGGACAAAUUUAACAUUUCAAAUUUAUGACUUUGUUGGAAGAAUUGCCUAUUAUUGGAUUGAUUUCUUUCCUAUUCAACAUGGAAAUUAUUCAGAAACAAUGUUGGAUUCUAAGAAUACUCCUACUCCUACUCAGAUCAGUAUUUCUAAUGACUUCAUGAAUCAUUUAAUGGAUUCUUCUAUUGACAAUCCUUCUCAAUUCAAGAAAUUCAAUCUAUGGAAUGCAUGUCAAGUUGAAAAAAUGGAAAUAGUGUUGUUUUUGAUUAUUGCAUUAAGAAUUUUGUUUAUUCCUCUCUUUAUAUUUUGUUUAAAUCCAAAGAUAUUCAAUCAUGACAGUAUUCCUUUGAUUUUGGUAUUUUUAUUGUCUUUAUCUGGGGGAUAUCUAAAUAGUGUCUUAAUGUCGAAUGCACCAAAGAAAUUUACAAAUUUGCAUGAAAAGGAAAUUACUGCAACCAUGAUGACCUUCUUUUUAUUAUUUGGAAUUACUGUGGGUUCAAAUACAGGUCUUGGUAUAGGAUUACUGGUAUUGAAAUAA